CAAGUCAAAAUAAUAAUACAAAAACAACCACUCUGGAAUGUGAAGUAAUAGUGAAUGGAUUUAGAGUACCAGCUACUAUUGAUAGUGAAGCAGCCACUAGCAUAAUUUCAGAAAAAACAAUAGAACAAUUACAAUAUGAUAUAGAAGAAGCAACUAAUUGUAAAAUUAUAUUAGUAAAUGGAGAAAAGAAUGAAUCUUUAGGAAGAAUUAGAGAUUUUCCCAUUGAGAUUGAAGGAAAAACAAUACCAAUUAAUGUAGAAGUAAUGAAAACUGAAGUAUACCAUAUAUUAUUAGGAAAUGAUUAG
This is a messenger RNA of Dentiscutata erythropus, 305 nucleotides long. The record is from the annotation of a GenBank genome assembly. Lineage: Eukaryota; Fungi; Glomeromycota; Glomeromycetes; Diversisporales; Gigasporaceae.